Syzygium oleosum is the source of this 5372-nucleotide messenger RNA. RefSeq names its product callose synthase 12-like. Gene Ontology annotation, cellular component: 1,3-beta-D-glucan synthase complex; plasma membrane. Gene Ontology annotation, molecular function: 1,3-beta-D-glucan synthase activity. The record is from RefSeq and is a predicted model, not a curated record. The coding region runs from base 96 to 5327 and encodes 1743 amino acids. Gene Ontology annotation, biological process: (1->3)-beta-D-glucan biosynthetic process. The transcript has a single exon. NCBI's taxonomy places the organism in Eukaryota, Viridiplantae, Streptophyta, Magnoliopsida, Myrtales, Myrtaceae.
UUUUCUCUCUCAACUUUGGCUUGCCUGAAGAAAUAGAAGCACAUACAAGUUACUGCUCAAGUUCUCUGUCUCUCUGCUUCCACAUACACGUAAAUAUGGACCAGAUAGAAGAACUAGAAGAAGUGGACAAUAUAGUCCCAGUUAGCAAACUCUCCUGCGAUCACCGCUGCUGUCGAUCGCCGGAUCGCCGCACCCUGGUGUCCACCUUGCAAACCUCCACUGCCGGUCUCCGGAAACCACCUUCAGUUCAUUGGCAGAAUCACUACGACCUUCUUGACUGGCUCUCCUUCUUCUUUGGCUUCCAGGAGGACAACGUUCGGAAUCAGCGUGACCACCUUGUCCUCCACCUCGCCAACCACUACUUGUGCGGCGCUGAAACACCGCAAGACAACGUCAUUUCGCUCGACCCUAGAGCCCUCCUCUGUUUCCGUGAGAAGCUGCUCCAGAACUAUGAGGAUUGGUGCUGUUUCUUGGGGAAGAUGUCCGAGGUAAGGUUGAUUGAUGGUCGUGGUAACUCUGGAACAAAUUGUCAUGAACUUUUGUAUGUCUCUCUCUAUCUCCUCAUCUGGGGCGAGUCCGCUAACUUGCGGUUUUUGCCCGAAUGCAUUUGUUAUAUAUUUCACAACAUGGCAACGGAGUUGAAUAUGGUCUUGAAAGAUCACGUUGAUCAGAACACGGGGUGUCCUAAUUUGCCAGAAAAUUCAGGGGAAAAUGCAUUCUUGAAUGGUGUUGUGAAGCCCCUUUAUGAUGUUGUUCACAUGGAGGUUAUAAAAGGCCGUAAGGGGAUUGACCCGGAUAACGAAUGGAGGAAUUAUGAUGAUAUCAACGAGUACUUCUGGAGCAGAAGGUGCUUUGAGGAGCUGAAGUGGCCUUUGGAUGCGAGGAGUAGAUUUUUCAAGAAUGCGGGCAAGGCUGGUUUUGUUGAACGAAGGUCAUUUUGGAACUUGUUCAGGAGCUUCUAUAGGCUGUGGCUGAUGUUAGUUUUAUUCCUUCAAGCGGCAAUUAUCAUUGCUUGGGAGGAGGAGUACAAGUUCCCUUGGCAGGCCUUGCCAAAUAAGGAGGUACAAGUUCGGGUUUUGAGCGCAUUUGUGACUUGGAGUGGUUUGCACCUUCUGGAGUCACUGCUCAAUUCCGUCAUGCAAUGGGGUUUGGUCUCGAGAGAGACAUGGUGGAUUGGCAUGCGCAUGGUGCUGCGGAAUGUCAUUGCAGUGAUGUGGACCGCUGCUUUGGGAUGGUUUUAUGUAAGGAUUUGGUUACAGAGGAACGAGGACGGGGAGUGGUCUGCUAAGGCUAACAAACGGCUUAUGCUUUUUCUCGAAUUGGCUUUGGUAUCUGUUCUUCUUAAGCUCUCGGCAUUUGCUCUGUCCUAUGUUCCCUCCUUCGACAAUUUCCUUGUUCGGAAGAAUUGGAGGAUGUGCGAGUUGCUGACGAGCCGGACUUUUGUGGGACGUGACUUGAGGGAAGGUACGAGGGAGUAUGCAAAGUAUGCCAUGUUCUGGGUAUUGGUUCUUGCGACGAAAUUUCUUUUCAGCUACUUUCUACAGAUCCAACCCAUGAUUAAUCCUACAAAAGAGUUGUUGCAACUUAGGAAUGUAGAUUCUAUAUGGAAUCAGUUUUUUUACCACAGCAAUGGCCUUGCCAUUGGGAUGUUGUGGUUUCCCAUGGUCUUGAUUUAUAUGAUGGAUUUGCAAAUCUGGUAUUCGAUUUGGACAUUCCUGGUUGGAGUGGCAGUUGGGCUGUUCUCGAGGUUGGGUGAAAUCCAGAACAAUCAGCAUUUGAGGUUGCGGUUUGACCAUUUUGUUCGUGAAGUUGCAAACAAGUUUAAUCUCGUAGGGCAGGAGGAGCUGUUAUACGAGAGGGAGUCAAUGAGAAGCAACAAAUUCAGUUUCAUCAAGUUGUUAAAUCCAAGCAACUGGGUUUCUCCGCGCUUUAAGAAACUCGAUCAUAACCAUAUUUUGGUGUGUAAGUUUGCUGUGAUGUGGAAUGAGAUUAUUAGGACUUUCAGGGAGGAGGAUAUCAUCUCGGAUCGAGUAGUUGAGUUGUUGGAGCUGCCAAAAAUUUAUUGGACAUCCCGUGUUAUAAGCUGGCCCUACUUUCUGCUCUCCAACGAGCUGCUCUUUGCGUUAAGUGAGGUGUGUCGACUGGCAGAUGCUCCUGAUGCUCGGCUCUGGUACAAGAUAUGCAAGAAUGAGUAUAGGCGUUGUGCUGUCAUUGAAGCUUAUGACAGUGUCAAGCAUUUAUUACUUGAGAUAUUAAGAAAUGACGUUGAGGAGCAUUCUAUUGUUACUGCUUUGUUUGGUGAAAUUGAUCAUUCACUGCAAAUCGGAAAAUUCAGUACAAUGUUUGACAUGACUGUGCUACCAAAGAUUCAUGCAAGUUUAAUCCGUCUUGUUGAAUUGUUGAACAGGUCUAAUGUAGAUCCUGAUCAAGUGGCGAGUACUUUACAGGCCCUUUAUAACAUUGUUAUUUUAGACUUUUUCAAGCAAAAGAGAAGCUAUCAACAGUUGAAGGGGGAUGGUUUGGCUCCAUGUAAUCGUUUUCCCCAUGCGGGGUUGCUCUUUCAGAAUGCUGUUCGGUUGCCGAAUUCUGGAGAUGGAAUUUUCAGUCGGCAAAUUCGACGCCUGCAGAUGAUUUUAAAGACUAGGGAUUCGCUGCAAAAUAUUCCCGCAAGUGAAGAGGCUCGAAGGCGAAUUACCUUCUUCUGCAAUUCUCUAUUCAUGGAUCUUCCACGAGCUCCUUCAGUUGAGAGAAUUAAAGCUUUCAGCGUUUUAACCCCUUACUAUGAUGAAGAAGUGCUAUAUAGCAAGGAAGAACUGCUAAAAGAGAAUGAAGAUGGGAUUUCCAUUUUAUUUUACCUGCAGACGAUUUACAACGAAGAUUGGCAGAACUUCAUGGAGAGGAUGCACCGGGAAGGAAUGGGGUCUCCUGAUCAGAUUUGGACAACCAAGCUGCGUGAUUUCCAGCUUUGGGCAUCAUACAGAGGUCAGACGCUCGCUCGUACAGUCAGGGGAAUGAUGAAUUAUGUCAAGGCCCUGAAGUUGCUCGCGUUUCUUGAAUACCAUCCUGAAAUAUAUUUCUCCCAAGGGCUUCAGGAGCCGGGUUCCACAAUGCUAGAUGGCAAUGCAGAUUGUGUCGACAUGUCGAGUUUGCUCUCUGAAGGUUGUGCCUGUGAACGUGGUAUUGCUGUCAUGAAAUAUUCCUAUGUUGUUGCCUGUCAGCAGUAUGGAUAUCAGAAGGCCAAAAGCGAUCCCAAAGCAAAAGAUAUACUGUAUUUGAUGAAAAACAAUGAAGCCCUACGCAUAGCAUAUGUUGAUGAGGUGAGUGGAAGUAGGGGUGAAAAUGAGUAUUUCUCCGUUCUGGUCAAGUAUGACAGACAGUCAGAGCAAGAAGUCGAAAUAUACAGAAUCAAGUUGCCUGGUCCCUUCAAGCUAGGAGAAGGUAAACCGGAAAAUCAGAAUCAGGCCAUUAUCUUCACACGUGGCGAUGCCAUUCAGACGAUUGAUAUGAACCAAGACAACUAUUUAGAGGAGGCGCUUAAGAUGCCGAAUUUGUUGGAGGAAUUUGAGAGACUCUAUGGUACGCGGAAUCCCACUAUUCUAGGUCUGAGAGAACAUAUAUUUACUGGUUCAGUUUCAUCGCUUGCUUGGUUCAUGUCUGCUCAGGAAACAAGUUUCGUUACCUCGGGACAGCGUGUUCUGGCGAACCCUUUGAGGGUUCGAAUGCACUAUGGUCAUCCAGAUGUUUUCGACAGGAUUUGGUUCUUGACACGAGGUGGGAUCAGCAAGGCUUCCAGAAAGAUUAACAUCUCUGAGGAUAUUUUCGCGGGCUUUAAUUGCACAUUGCGGGGAGGCAACGUGACACACCACGAGUACAUCCAGAUUGGCAAGGGGAGGGAUGUUGGGUUGGACCAAAUAUCGAUGUUCGAAGCCAAAAUUGCGAGUGGAAAUGGGGAACAAGCUCUCAGUAGAGAUAUAUAUAGGCUGGGUAGUAAGCUGGACUUCUUCCGGAUGCUUUCGCUCUUUCAUUCCACCGUUGGGUUUUACUUCAACAACAUAAUGGUGAUUUGGACUAUAUAUGCACUGUUGUGGGGGCGGUUGUAUAUGGCUCUCAGUGGCCUUGAAGCGACAGCUUUGGCAGACGAAGCAAACAACAAGAACUUCUUUGGUCCGGUUGUAAAUAUACAGUUCAUCCAACUAAUCCUUUUCACGGGCCUUCCAGCAGUUGUGGACAAUUCAGUUGAGCACGGAAUCCUGUCGGCUUUAUGGGAAUUCUUGGUAAUGCAGCUUCAGCUUUCAUCUGUCUUUUACACGUUUUCUAUGGGAACUCGUAGCCACUUCUUUGGCAGGACAGUUCUUCAUGGUGGCGCAAAGUACCGGGGAACUGGCCGUGGCUUUGCUGUGCAGCACAGGAGUUUUGCCGAGAAUUACAGACUCUAUGCCCGUAGCCAUUUUGUCAAGGCCCUUGAGAUUGCAUUGGUUCUCGCUGUAUACACAAUUUAUAGCCCUUUAGCUAGUGGCGCUUUCUCAUUCAUAGACACGAGCAUUACGGGCUGGUUUCUGGUCGCGUCAUGGAUCCUUUCGCCUUUCAUAUUUAACCCAUAUGGUCUUGAUUGGCUGAAGACGGUUAACGACUUCGACGAAUUCAUGAUCUGGAUUAGGACCCGAAGAGGCCUGUUUGUGAAGUCCACGCAGAGCUGGGAAACAUGGUGGUACGAGGAGCAGGAUCAUUUUCAGAGGACGGGUUUCUGGGGGAAGUUUCUAGAGGUAAUCCUGACCUUGCGCUUCUUCUUUUUCCAAUAUGGAAUCGUCUACCAUCUUCACAUAUCCUCUGGGAGUACCAGCCUUCUGGUUUACUUAUUGUCCUGGAUAUACAUAGCCGGGGCUUUUGCAAUGUUUGUGGUGAUAUCCUUUGCUCGAGAGAAGUUUGCGACCCGACUUCACAUUUAUUAUCGGCUUGUUCUGGGGGUCGCUAUUGCUUUGGUGGCUCUAGCAAUAUGUGCCUUAUUACAGUUUACGAAGUUUAAGCUGAUUGACUUUUUCACUAGUCUGAUGGCAUUCAUACCCACUGGCUGGGGAAUCAUUUCAAUAGCCCAGGUGUUUAGGUCCACCAUCGAAAGAACUAGGCUUUGGGACAUUGUUGUUUCUGUGGCUCGACUAUAUGAUUUCCUGUUUGGAGUGAUUGUCAUGGCGCCGGUCGCUGUAUUAGCAUGGCUUCCCGGGUUUCAGUCAAUGCAAACGAGGAUUCUGUACAACGAGGCGUUUGUUAGGGGAGUCAAGAUAAUCCAAAUACUUAUUGGGAAGCACGUCAAAGGAAAGGGUGACUUGUAAUCCAAGGGGAAUUAGAAUGUGGAAUCACUUAUGAGAUGUUCUCAG